AUGUAUUUUGUCAUUGAAGAGUGGAAAAAUGUGAUUAUAAAGCCUAGCCAGUUAGGGCCUAAAUAUCAGCAGUAUAUUGAGGAUAUGUUACGAAAUAGUAUUGAAGGGCAAUGUACUGAAAAAUAUGGAUAUAUUAUAUGUGUGAUUAGGAUUAUGCAUAGUGAACCGGGAAGAGUUCAAGAUGGUACAGGGAUGAUUGUAGUUAAAGUAAAAUAUCAAGCAAUAGUUUUCAAACCAUUUAAGGAUGAGGUUCUCGAUGCAAUCGUUACGGACGUAAAUAAAUUGGGAUUUUUUGCGCAAGCAGGACCAUUAAAAAUAUUUAUAUCAAGAACUGCUAUUCCCAAAUAUUUUGAAUAUACAGAAGAUGCUCAUUACCCUUGUUUUUCAUCAGGUAGCCAUAAUAUAAAGCCACAAACAACGGUCAGGUUAAAAUUACAAGGUAUACGAUAUGAUUUAUCAAAUAUGUUUGCAAUUGCUACUAUUAAUAAUGAAUAUCUUGGAUGUAUAGAAUCAAAUACAUUGCAAGUUAUGUAG
Messenger RNA from Plasmodium vinckei vinckei, 534 nucleotides. Its product is annotated as DNA-directed RNA polymerase II subunit RPB7, putative. Bases 1 to 534 code for a protein of 177 amino acids. The record is from RefSeq and is a predicted model, not a curated record. Gene Ontology annotation, biological process: positive regulation of nuclear-transcribed mRNA poly(A) tail shortening; DNA-templated transcription; positive regulation of translational initiation. NCBI's taxonomy places the organism in Eukaryota, Apicomplexa, Aconoidasida, Haemosporida, Plasmodiidae. The transcript is spliced from 2 exons. Gene Ontology annotation, cellular component: RNA polymerase II, core complex; P-body. Gene Ontology annotation, molecular function: single-stranded RNA binding; single-stranded DNA binding; translation initiation factor binding.